Molecule: messenger RNA, 2115 nt
Organism: Oncorhynchus masou masou (cherry salmon)
Lineage: Eukaryota; Metazoa; Chordata; Actinopteri; Salmoniformes; Salmonidae
Exons: 3
Coding region: 1-2115 (704 amino acids)
Source: RefSeq, a predicted model, not a curated record
AUGAGCCAGAAAAGCCCAGAGGAGCAGGAGCCUAUCUCCUGUUUCUGUAGCAUGAGGCAGGUUGAUGUAGAAGUACACCACCUGGACAGGACGCUAGUCUAUCGCAGGGCCUUACCCCCAGGGCCUUACCCCCAGGGCCUUACCCCCAGGGCCUUACCCACAGGGCCUUACCCCCAGGGCCUUACCCCCAGGGCCUUGCCCACAGAGCCUUACCCCCAGGGCCUUACCCACAGGGCCUUACCCCCAGGGCCUUACCCCCAGGGCCUUACCCCCAGGGCCUUUCCCACAGGGCCUUACCCCCAGGGCUUUACCCCCAGGGCCUUACCCCCAGGGCCUUACCCCCAGGGAGUCUCAACUCACCACAACCUCCCCCUCACCGCCCACUCCCCGAACCCAGGAGGCCCCACUCCCCCAAGCCUCACCCUCACCGCCCACUCCCCGAACCCAGGAGGCCCCACUCCCCCAAGCCUCACCCUCACCGCCCACUCCCCAACCCAGGAGACCCCACUCCCCCAAGCCUCCCCCUCACUGCCCCGCUCUCUGACCCAGGAGGCCCCACUCCCCCAAGCCUCCCCCUCACCGCCCACUCCCCCAACCCAGGAGGCCCCACUCCCCCAAGCCUCCCCCUCACUGCCCCGCUCUCUGACCCAGGAGGCCCCACUCCCCCAAGCCUCCCCCUCACCGCCCACUCCCCGACCCAGGAGACCCCACUUCCCCAGACCCAGGAGGCCCCACUCCCCCAAGCCUCCCCCUCACCGCCCACUCCCCGAACCCAGGAGACCCCACUCCCCCAAGCCUCACUGCCCAGAUCCCCAACCCAGGAGGCCCCACUCCCCCAAGCCUCCCCCUCACCGCCCACUCCCCAAACCCAGGAGACCCCACUCCCCCAAGCCUCACUGCCCAGAUCCCCAACCCAGGAGGCCCCACUCCCCAAGCCUCACCCUCACCGCCCACUCCCCGAACCCAGGAGACCCCACUCCCCAAGCCUCACUGCCCAGAUCCCCAACCCAGGAGGCCCCACUCCCCAAGCCUCCCCUCACCGCCCACUCCCCCAACCCAGGAGGCCCCACUCCCCAAGCCUCACCCUCACCGCCCACUCCCCAACCCAGGAGGCCCCACUCCCCCAAGCCUCCCCCUCACCGCCCACUCCCCCAACCCUGGAGGCCCCACUCCCCCAAGCCUCACCCUCACCGCCCACUCCCCGACCCAGGAGGCCCCACUCCCCCAAGCCUCACCCUCACCGCCCACUCCCCCAACCCAGGAGGCCCCACUCCCCCAAGCCUCACCCUCACCGCCCACUCCCCAACUCAGGAGGCCCCACUCCCCCAAGCCUCCCCUCACCGCCCACUCCCCCAACCCUGGAGGCCCCACUCCCCAAGCCUCACCCUCACCGCCCACUCCCCGACCCAGGAGGCCCCACUCCCCCAAGCCUCCCCUCACCGCCCACUCCCCCAACCCUGGAGGCCCCACUCCCCCAAGCCUCACCCUCACCGCCCACUCCCCGACCCAGGAGGCCCCACUCCCCCAAUUAAGACUUUAGGAGCACCAAUGUGGCAUCGCUCCCUGCCCCCUCCACACAGCCCUGCCCCCUCCACACACCCCUGCCACCCCCACCCCCCCACGCCCUCCACACAGCCUUGCCCCCUCCACACAGCCCUGCCCCCUCCACACCCCCCUGCCCCCUCCACACCCCCUGCCCCCUCCACACACCCCUGGCCCCUCCACACCCCCCUGCCCCCUCCACACAGCCCUGCCCCCUCCACACAGCCCUGCCCCCUCCACACAGCCCUGCCCCCUCCACACAGCCCUGCCCCCUCCACACAGCCUUGCCCCCUGCACACGCCCCUGGCCCCUCCACACCCCCCUGCCCCCUCCACACAGCCCUGCCCCCUCCACAACCCCCUGCCCCCUCCACACACCCCUGCCUCCCCCACCCCCCCACGCCCUCCACACAGCCCUGCCCCCUCCACACAGCCCUGCCCCCUCCACACCCCCCUGCCCCCUCCACACACCCCUGGCCCCUCCACACCCCCUGCCCCCUCCACACAGCCAUGUCACCUCCACAACCCCCUGGCCCCUCCACACCCCCCCUGCUGUGGCACAUUGUCCCUAUGA